AUGACUUUAUUCUCAUAUGACGUUCUUAGAGUAUGGAAAAGUCAUGCGCAAAAUGAUGUCAACUCUACAAUGAGUUCAGCGUUUGUAUUAACACCUCAUCCAUACGGUUCCAAACUACAAUUAAGUGACAAUUAUUUAAACCAGAAAGAUUAUUUAGCAAUGAAAUUAACUUUGGGUAUGGCAAUAAGCAAUUUUAAACAUCAUGUACAACAGCAGCAACAACGAACUAGUCAAGUACAAGGUGAAGAUGGAUUCUAUGCAUCACUGAAGAAUACAACACUGAAAAUUCCAGUUAGAUCAGAUUUAAGUGUAGCUGUCACAUUCAAUGAAUAUCCAGAAACAAGUCAAGCUGCUUUAGAUUUUCACCUUAUCACUACUUAUACAUGCAGUGAAAAUACAGUUAAUGCUACUGUCGAAAACGUUACUACAUGCCUACAAGUCUAUUCAACAAUGACAUGGCCAGAUUACAAUGUGAGUAGUACACUCCUAGGAAACAGUUGGCAGUUGGCCGCAAUACUACAACAAAGUGCAGAUAUCACAGAAUGUGUUCCAAAUUAUACUUUAGACAUUCGAAAAAUUGCUAUUUCAACAUUGAUUUUGUUCUUCGAUAUUUUUUAUAUAGACAAUGGGAUUGUAAUGGCUCUCAUAUUCAUGUCAGUGUUGACUGCUGUCAUUGCCUUCUCGUUAAUUGCAUUCUUUUUAGCCAGAUGUUAUCGGCGACGAAAAAUGUACCGUGAAGGACCUAAUAAACUAAUUAUCUACCCAGAUGAUGUUGUAUUUAUGAAAACUCACAGAACAGUCAAACAUGCAACACCUAGCAAUGUUGACUUACGGUUUCCAACGCUGACUAGUGAGACGAAAAUCAACGGCUCUACUGCUAGUCAUCCGAAUCAUGGGAAGGUAGAUAAUCAAACAAAAUCUUUAGUAUCUGUUAUGAGUGGAGAUGGAAUUGAAGAUACAAACGUUGCACGCUACAAUAAUGGUUUGAUUUAUAUCAAGCGACUGGAAUUAAAUAAUGCAGCACUUAAAAGCAAAUUCUUAGAUCAUAUUCGCUUGUUAAAAGAAAUACGUAAUGAGAAUGUUAAUCAGCUCAUUGGCUGUUAUGUUGACCUCACUGCUUUAUGCUUGGCAUUCGACCAUUGUACAAGAGGAAGUUUAAAAGGCAUGAGGUAUAUACACUCAAGUCCACUGAAAAAGCAUGGAUGGCUAAAGUCAACAAAUUGUUGUGUAGAUGGUCGAUGGGUUGUAAAAAUCACAGAUUAUGGGCUACCUGAUAUUUAUAGUAUAUAUGGGACAAGCAGAAAGAUAAAGGAUGAAGAGUUAUUAUGGACAGCACCGGAACAUUUACGUGAAGAAACAAAUGUUCAUGCUGGCAGUCCAAAAGGUGAUGUUUAUUCGUUUGCCAUUUUAAUGCAAGAAAUAAUUACUCGUGAUGACCCAUAUGGGAUGCUUGGAUUAAGUCCAUCAGAGAUAUUAAGUAAAGUUCGUAAACCACCACCUUUAUGUAGACCGAAAGUUUCACAAUCUGAAGCACCGCCAGCCUAUAUAGAGUUUAUGAAACGUGCAUGGGCAGAAAGUCCUGUAAUGAGACCAACUUUUGAAGAAAUUUAUCAACAGCUUAGACAGCUCAAUCAAGGAAGGAAAAUUAAUAUUGUUGAUCACAUGUUUAAAAUGAUGGAAAAAUACUCAGCUGAUUUGGAAGAUCAAGUACGCGUACGAACGGAAGAAUUGGAAACUGAGAAGAAAAAAACCGAAUUACUAAUAGCGAGAAUGCUUCCUCCAGUUGUAGCUGAAACCCUAAUGUCUGGUAAAACUGUUUGUCCAGAAGCCUUUGAUGAAGUGACAAUAUAUUUCAGUGAUAUUGUUGGCUUUACUACAAUAUCUGCACUGUCUACACCAUUUCAAGUUGUUGAUCUGUUAAAUGAUCUUUAUACGAUGUUUGAUGCAACCAUUGACUAUUACGAUGUAUACAAAGUCGAAACAAUUGGCGAUGCAUACAUGGUUGUUUCUGGCCUACCUGUACGUAAUGGUCAGUUACAUGCAGGUGAAAUAGCUACUAUGGCACUGGACUUACUAAGUGAAUGUGGAACAUUUGUUAUUCGUCAUAUGCCAGAUGUACCUCUUCGAUUACGUAUUGGAUUGCAUUCAGGUUGA
Molecule: messenger RNA, 2154 nt
Organism: Heterobilharzia americana
Lineage: Eukaryota; Metazoa; Platyhelminthes; Trematoda; Strigeidida; Schistosomatidae
Source: the annotation of a GenBank genome assembly